This is a messenger RNA of Australozyma saopauloensis, 2457 nucleotides long. RefSeq lists its product as uncharacterized. Bases 1 to 2457 code for a protein of 818 amino acids. Gene Ontology annotation, molecular function: DNA-binding transcription factor activity, RNA polymerase II-specific; zinc ion binding; DNA binding. The record is from RefSeq and is a predicted model, not a curated record. Gene Ontology annotation, biological process: DNA-templated transcription; regulation of DNA-templated transcription. NCBI's taxonomy places the organism in Eukaryota, Fungi, Ascomycota, Pichiomycetes, Serinales, Metschnikowiaceae. The transcript has a single exon.
AUGGACUCCAAACGUCGUGACAGAGUUGCAAAGGCAUGUGCUCAAUGCCGUCGUAAAAAAAUCAAGUGCGACGGCGAGAAUCCAUGUAGUCACUGUCAAAAUCUGAGCUUGAAAUGUGUUUAUGAGAGCAACAAAACACGCAAGCCUAGAAAGAGUCCCACAGAGGCGUUCAGUAAUCGCCUUCGGAGGCUAGAGGACUUAGUACUGACCUUGGUCACCAAGAUAGAUAGCCUGAAUGGUUUCAAUCCCAAUCAAGGUUCUAAAAAUGGCUCUGCUCAGGUCAAUACAAAAGAUUCAAUCAAAGAUGACCUCGAUUUAAAGUCAGAUAAUUCAGCAUCUGAGAGUUUGUCAGACGAAAGCGAUGGGUCCGAUCUGCCCAGGCAAGAUGAGACACCGCAGGCGAUGUUCAAGCAAUUCAAGCAGUUGUGCAAUGACCCGCUGCAAAAACCUGGUGAUCCUACUAGCGUGAACAAUCAGUAUCGUGGAUCACACUUAGGUUUCCAUCUAAUUUUUUCCGAGCUGACUCUCAAUCAUGUGCGACUGGUUCUCCGUGAAGAAUGUCAUGAUAUCAUAAUGCCAUUGGAGACUAUGCCUUUAUACAUUCUAGGUUGGAAGAAGCUGUUGCAAAAUAUCUGGAGUGAACCGAGACCUAUAAGCGCAGAAUCAAUCCAGAAAUUACGGAUCGGCUCGUUCCCUGAGCAAGGUUUGGUCAAUGAAUUGCUACAAAUUUAUCUGUACAUUAAUUUCUGUUGGUCUAUCUGUACUCCACAGCAGGCACAUGAAAUGUUCGGAAGAUAUUAUGAAAUCAAGACUUCAAGACGCGCCAAAGGCAAACUUUUAUCCUAUUCAGAGCUUAUGGUCAUGAGUUUGUUACUUGCGGUUACCAUCUCAGCUUUCGUUGAGGGCCUGAAAAUUCCAAGUUCAAAUCAUGAAUUGCCGAUUCUAAACUCGAUGGAUGUGCCCAAGAUUGUGGCCAUUCAGGAGGAGAUGUUCUCUAAUGCCUUGUAUUACUACCACCGCAUCUGUCUCAUCAGUGAGGGAUUGGCCUCAGUCCAAGCGCUAUUGCUUCUAGUGUUGUACUUGGAGAUGACUUGGGUUCAUACAGAUGUAAACUCUGUGCUAUGUUCCCUUGCUGUCCUGUAUGCUCAAGAGAUUGGUUUGCAUCGACUAGAAACUUAUCACAAUUUGAGUGAAGAGGAGAAGACUUUGCGGAUGCUGGUUUGGAUUUCCUGCCAAUUCUUUGAUACUGAAAUGUGCUACCGCUUGGGUAAACCCAUGCUGACUAAUGUUUUCGAUCGGCAUGAUAUAAUUGACUAUCCUGUUACAUGUACACCUCAUUGUGGUCAAGCAGAGUUGGGAGACACUUUCAAUCGAUUCAUUGACUUGCGCUCAUACUCUUACCUCAACUUAUUCAGCGCUCAUGUCGAUUAUAGUAGUGUGAAAAGGAUUCAAGAAACUGUCAUGUCAAUCAAUCUCAAGCUAGAAGCUUUGCUGGAUCGCAUGGAUCCCUUUUGGCGUCCUAAGUUUUUCUAUGACUCUAAUUUCGAAUCAGCUCUUACCGCAAUUUUGAAUUGGAAAGACGAAGUGCUCACAACAGAAUUCAUCCUCACUUUCCAGCUCAUGUACUUUUCUCAACUUAUGAUUAUUAAUAGAGUGCCUUGGAACAUGCCAAACUUAGAGGGAGAUUCGCCACCACAAGAAAACUCGAAAUUUCGCAGCAUAUCCUUGGAUAGCGCUAGAACAAUCCUCCACAUUAUAAGAGCUUCAGAUCAAAAAAAGUCUCCCUUUUUCUGCCUUAAUUGGUUUGCGACAUAUCCCUUCCUGGCCUCAAUGAAUCUUCUAUCCAAUGCUGUAAAUCAUCCGCAAGAUCCUGAAACUAUCAAAGAUAUUGAUUUGUUGAUCGAUGUAUCCAUCAAUUUCUUUGCGCUCGUUGGCGAUAAAGUUGAAGUCGAGGCCACUAGGCUCUACUAUCUAAGGUUCCAUAUGAUUGAUAUGGUCAUUAGGGUAGUGCUUCUGAUUGCUAUUGCAAUUGUGGAACAGACCUCAAACAUCAACAUUUUAGGUCAAAAUCCGAUGUUGAAGGGUCACUUUGACUAUGUGAAGAAAAGAUAUCCUCAUUAUUACCGCCGGAUUCCAGAAUCUGAAUCACUUCAGAAGUACAUGAAACAGUUCUACUACAACUCUGGUUUUUUCUAUAAUCCUAGAAAAGGUCUGUCUCAAAAAGCAAACGAAGGCCUCAAAGGAUCGAACUCCCCUUACGAUUCCAAUACACCACACUCUUCGGACUAUUCAGGCUCAGGGUCGAAUUUCAUGAUGAUGCCAGAUCAAGCAGACGAACCUGAUGGAAUGGAUAUGAAGGGAUUUCAGAUGUGGGAUUCGAUUGGUAUUGAUUUCAAUGACCCUUCAUUGCAACAGUAUCAAAAUUUACCAAACAUGUUCUUUGACAAUGGCAUUUAA